Trichoplusia ni (cabbage looper) is the source of this 5669-nucleotide messenger RNA. Its product is annotated as protein rolling stone-like. Lineage: Eukaryota; Metazoa; Arthropoda; Insecta; Lepidoptera; Noctuidae. Gene Ontology annotation, cellular component: membrane. The record is from RefSeq and is a predicted model, not a curated record. The transcript has 6 exons. Bases 1028 to 1954 code for a protein of 308 amino acids.
UUGUGUGAUAUAACUAUGAAAUUAAUUAAGGGGUUAUUGGGUACUUUAAGUUUAGUAAUAUGUCGUAAAAAUAUAAGAGUUUUAAUAAAUUUACAAGAACGUAUUUAAUAACCGUUAAUAAUAUUAUAGAAGUGCGGUAAUUUCAAUUAACCAGAAUUCAGAUUCGUGUUCAGUUUAGUGUUUGUGUUUCCUACUGUAAUACCUAUGCGUAUUAUUAUUUUAAGUUCGUAAGAGUUCUGUAUUAUUAUAGUUUUGUAACAUUUAAUUCAAACUUUUUUGAGAUGAAUAUGUUCACAUCUUUACUUCAUUACGCACUCGUGAGAUUGCCUUUUAAUAUUCUACUACGGUUUGAAAGUAAGUUACUUAUCUGUAAUAUUAUUUAUAAUAUUGUUUUUUUAUGAACGCCUCGUGCUGAAGAUGUCCUUCGUGUUCGUGCGCGUAAACAAUAAAUUUAAAAUUUCAUCAUUAUAGGUCAACGUAUAGUUUCGCGGGCUCUGGCCAAUUGUCUUAAAUUAGGAACCCAUUUGUCCGUAUUAAGUGUCAUGUGCGACUAUUAAUCGUCACGUCGAUAGUUAUGAUGCGUGAUGGCAUUGAUCCGGCGUGAUUGUUGAUGGCAGAGAAGGAGCGACGCGGAACAAGCACUUAUCGUACGAAUUAAUUCUAAUGGAGAUCGUAUGAGGACGGUGAUGUUAUUGAGACUGGUGUCGGAGUACCGCUGGCGGAGCGCGGGUCGCCGGGACGCGGGCCACAGGGCGCGCUGCCGCCGCAAUCGGCACGCCGGCUCUCGCCACUCUCGCACUCCGCAGUGCCUCCUCGUACAUGCGCACAGCCGCACAUAUCAACCCACUAGAUUCCUUUUAAAAACAUCGCGAUACACGAAUCGUACACAUUCUUCGACGUUCAAAAACAACGUAAUGUGAACUACUUGUAAACGUUUUUAAUAGUGUGGUAUUUUGAUACGCCGACGCAUCGUCGUGUCGCUCGUAACUGAUUAUCGAGACUUGAAUCCUGAGACAUUACCAGAAAGAUGAAGUUGCCGAAAUUGGAUCUCUCUAUCCAGAAGUCGUGCAAGCCGGCGAUGUUGGGUCGCAUGUGGCAGGCGAGCCGGCGCGCGCUGAACCUCGAGCACUCGCCGGCGCACCAGUUCGCCUGCAGCCAAUGGCAGAGCAGCCCACAUCCCUCCACCACUUACCUCGUAUACAGAUGGCUCGUUUUCCUAUCAGUGGUAUCUGUUGGCGUGGCGAGCUUCGCGUGUCAGCGCCUGCCGCGACUGUACGACGGACCUAUAGUAGAGCUAAACUACAUGAAAUGGUUCAUCUACUUCACGAACUGGGGCUACUUGCUGAUAGCGUUGCAAGCUGGACUCGCGCUGGCCGUCGCGCACCGAUACAGAGCACAGAAGUUAAACUCCCUUAAUCUGCGUUUUGCAGCAUGCGAAGAGGACGAGAUCCCCAUUCCGUUGGGGCGGCGCACGCGCACCCCGCUGCUGUGCCGCGCCUACUGGCUCGCGCACGUCAUCGCUACAGACCUUGCAUUUGUCAUCUCACUAGUCUACUGGGCUUUAGUCCAUGAUCCAAAGAUACACGAGAUAAAUGCUCUAAACGUGCUAGUCCACGGCGGCAACUCGGUCCUCAUGCUGUGCGAGCUGGCGGUGACUGCGCACCCGAUCCGCGCCGCGCAUGCACUCUACAGCGCCGGCGCGGGGCUCGCGUACGGCGUGUUCAGCGCCUUCUACUGGGCCGUGGGUGGAACUGACAGGAUCGGACUGCCGGCGAUAUACCCAGCCUUAGAUUGGAAUAAACCUGGCUCAGCAUUCGGGUUCGUGUCCCUGUGCGCGGUGGUGAUGGUGUUCGCGCACGCGCUGGCGACGUGCGUGGCGGCGGCGCGCGCGCGCCUCGCACAGCGGCUGCGCUCGCGCGCCCACGCCGACCGCCUCACGCUACCCACGCACUGAUCACACGGAAAAUGCAACUAGAAUAAACCCAGGUCCAUGACCAAACGACGGAAAAAACUCAACUACGCGACGCGAAUUAAAACAAAGUGCCGAUUCCUAGCUAGAUAUGAAGAAACACUAUUCCAUAAGGCCUACCAGUGACAGUGAAUAGACCAAAAACUAAUCUAGGAAUAAUCAAUUGUUGAACAGAAAUUCCAGCAAAAUAUAUUACUGUUGCCUACAAAUUAUCUUUAUUCAGUUGUUUUCAGCGUCCUUUUUGUUCAUCGAUGUUUGUCGUUUCACGAAAUUUGUAAACAGUAAAAAUUCAGUUUUUAAAACGAAAUCCAAUUUUGUUGCACGGCAAAAUCUUUGUACAUUUUCCCGUUUAGUUCUAAGUAUUUAAUGGAUCUGAAAACAAGCUCCUGUUAAUCUGUAGGCACCGGUAAUGCGAGGUAAAUGUUAUAAAUAGUAUGUUGGCAUUCACCACGCUAAGCGUCAAGUGUAUUUACUCCAUUUCUGUUAAAGAACUCGAACAUGGACCUAGACACUUUAACGUUAAUUAGACAAGUAUUGAUAAAACCCGUGUGCUGUAAACUAAAGUAGUUUGGUUAUUUUUUACGUUUGCACAUUAUACUGCGAGCAUAAUAUUAUUGAUAUCGUAAUCCCACAGGCAUUAUUAUAAGUUAUGGACUCACGUUAUAGCAAAUCAAGAAUCCUAUCAAAAAUAUAGCCAAUUAGCAAUUAGAAUUCUUGUGAGUGUACUCUAGCUGAAAAGUGUGUAAUCUUUUCACCGUCGUGUUAAAUAAUGCAAAGUUCAAAGUUAAUAAUUUAUUCUUAUUCAUCCUAAAAUAAAUUUUAUAAACUUUUCAUUCACUUUUAAGAUUCAAAAUUCGAAUGUAAGUGAUUUAGACUGUAUGCAAGCAAUAUUGUUAAAAAACAAGUGAAAAAAACAGCCGACUUCAUUCUGAAGGCGUAACUAUUGCAGUUGCUAAAGAGAGAGACUGCCCCGUCUUGGAGUGUGUCCUCUCGUUAUCAGAAAGCCAUAAAAGCCCACAGACGUUUAGUCUAAAUGAAAUCAUACCCUCGUCUUUGAAGUCGGUUUAUAAUACGUAUCAUAGUGUGUUUGUGAGUCGCCUUUAGACAAACGUCGAACUACCGUAGUUGGUACAACUACAUAUUUUAAACUUUCGACUUACAAAACAUUCCUAUUUUUCCAAAGAAAUUUAGAAAUAAGUGUUUAAGAAUGCAAAUUUAGGUGCGAAUAACUUAGUGCCUGACUACUGUAUGUGUAGGCUUUUAAUGAUAAGGUCUAAAUAAGGAGUUUUAAAAAUAAUGACCGAAUAAACAAACGCUCCAACCUCUUUACGCCGACUGACUUCUAUUAUCGGCCUUCUGAGCUGUCAAAUAACAAUCAACAUCCCGAUAGCAAUGAUUGGCAGCAAACCUAGUAACAAGAUAAUUGCAUCACUAGACUCCUACGGGGACGCUACAAAUUGCAAAAAAAAAUGUUUUACAAAAUGAACCAGUCAGCAUAGAGGUCAAACGUCACUCAAAACUUUUUGCUUGUUUAGACUCAUGCUGGUGUUGUCAGUUUAAAACCUCAAACUUAUACUCAGGCGCCGACUGUGAGCAAAUAUAACCCAGUUUUUGGUAUUUCCAUACAUAUUCCUUUUCGUUCGGAAAAAUACCGUAUUACGUUCAAAAUGGGAGUCACAGUGGUGCUUACGUUCGGCGGCUGGCUACGCAGUUGGUUUGGUUUCGCAGCUUUCAGUUGCGUUUGUCUAUACGGUUAAUCCUUUAUUAUACUCUAACUCAAGUGCAUGAUGGAUAAAACAACGAAAGACGGUUGUAUUAAUUGCUCCCCUGAGGUCUUCAAAUUAACUUCAUAAAUUGUAUUUAUUUUUAAAGCUUGCAUAACGUAUAAUUUGUGGGUCUUUAAGUAUAAUGAUGGUCAUUCGUGAAUAGAUAAUUAUUUCUAUUCAAUGACAAGAUGGUCCGUCUAUUUUUAGGAAACGAUCGGAACAGAAAUUAAUGGGUAAUAAUCCCCCAACAAAAGGCCAUAUUAAUUAAGACAACAAGUGAAACUUCCAAAUACUUAGUAAUCAAACUAACUAGAUUAUUUCUCUAACCACAGAGGUGCCAUCGAUCAACUGUCUUUAAGAAGAAACAUCAAAAUUUAAUACAAUGAAAACAAAACGUGCCAUAAAAAACAUACUUUUCUACGUAACGUUUAUCCAUUAUGCCUGGUGCCCUCUUUGCCAAGUUACAUUUUGACAGUCGUGAGCGUUGAUAAGAGUCCAACAUAUGAAAAUGACAGUAACAAGUCACGUCCAAUCAAAGGGGUGGUCCUUAUUUGAAUUAAGAAAACUAAUAUGUCCGUCAGCUAGAUUUAAAAUAUGAUUUCGUACUUCUCUCUUUUAUAAAAAAAUAAAUAUUACGAGAUGAAACGCAUCGAAGGUUUCACGUAUGGAAGUCGAGCUAAUGACGUCACUUAUUGGUAAAAAGUUUCCUGUGUACGUCACACGAAGUUUUCAACUUACUGUAAUAAUUUUUUGCUUACUCGAUAAAAAAUAAGUACACGUUAUUUUUUGAAAAUCCAUCUGACGGCCUAGUUACAUUUUUUAGGCAAGUUCAUUACCAAUUGAUAGUUUUCCAUUAACGCUUACGAUUGUAACAUUGACACUUACCUAGACGGGCAGAUAAUCGCAGCGAGCUCAUAUAAAUCAUUUUAAUUAUAUUAAACGUGCAUUAGUUAAAAACCUGUAUAUAGAAUACAUUAAAACAUGCAUUGAUGAAAUGAAAUCCUUGAAAUCAUUUUGAACUAAUUAUAAUUUAUUCUAAAGUAUGUCUAAAUCUAUCAAGAGAAUAUACAAGUAGGUUUUAUAUUAUCAGUAUUAUACGUGAGACUCUCUUUAACUCUCUUUAAAUAUCAAUAUCGUACACAUACACAUAUUUAUUUAUGUAGUUAUGUAUACUUACCUUUUAUAUUUGUCACCUUGACCUGUUAUCAGUGUCAAAUUAUUUAUCAAUUCCAUUUUAAUUGAACACCUAUUAUAUUCAUUACACGCGAAAACACAAAGGCGUUUAUUUGUUCGUUUAAAUGUUUUUGUUUAAGAAUGUAUAAACAAAUGACCGUGUUUGUGUCCUAUUUAUGAAAGGUGCGCGAGCGCCCGCGGAAAACAGGUAAUUUGUGCAUUUCUAUAGAAAUAGCUAAUUACGAAACAGUUAUUUGUUGUGCGCAGUAUAUUGAAUACAUUCCUGCCUUGCUCCAAAGUUAAGUAAGCUCAGCAUUUAUGUACGAAUACCUACGUAGUGAUUAAAUGUAGGAUUUAGUGAUAUAAAUCGUUCCUAGCCUUAAUUAAUAAAAUCGGACAAAAUGCUGUGAUGCGCUGUUUCAUUUAAUGUAUAACUGUUAAUUUAUUAAAAUAAUAAGCAAUAAUAGACUUGUAAUCUCGAAGACAUUGUAAGCAAUAAUUUAAUUAUUACGAAAUAAUAAUGGACUGUAUUCUCCCUCAAAAAUUAUUAUUGUAUUUUAUGUUAUGAAUUAGUAUUAAAUGAGAUCCCUUUGAGUAUCCUGCUCUAUUAUUACGAGGUCUUAAAUUUAUUUAUUUUUUAUUUAGUAUUGAAUUUUUAAAUCUCAAUUUCAUGUGCGUGAUUUUUGGUAUACUAAGGGAUCUGGUCAUAUCGUAUUAUAAACAGUGUAAUUAAUCGUGAUAAUAAAUAUUAAUUUUCUCAA